Diorhabda sublineata is the source of this 977-nucleotide messenger RNA. RefSeq names its product elongation of very long chain fatty acids protein 7-like. The coding region runs from base 97 to 873 and encodes 258 amino acids. Gene Ontology annotation, cellular component: endoplasmic reticulum membrane. Gene Ontology annotation, biological process: fatty acid elongation, monounsaturated fatty acid; sphingolipid biosynthetic process; fatty acid elongation, polyunsaturated fatty acid. The record is from RefSeq and is a predicted model, not a curated record. Gene Ontology annotation, molecular function: fatty acid elongase activity. The transcript has 5 exons. NCBI's taxonomy places the organism in Eukaryota, Metazoa, Arthropoda, Insecta, Coleoptera, Chrysomelidae.
GGAAGGCAGUGCAAAUAAGUCAGUCUCCUCCACGUCAUAGUGCUGCUGCCAAUUUUGACGACCAAGCUGGUCUUUUCCUUGUUAUAUUGUCUAUGCAUGCAUGUUCGUCUUUUUUUACGUUUUCGAACCCAACACAGCAAUCCUAGGACUGACAGAGAACUAUUCACGAAAUCACCGUUAUGUUUGAUUGGAGUUAUUGGAUUGUACAUUUACUUUUUCAAAAGUCUAGGACCCAAAUUAAUGCUAAGCAGAGAACCUUAUAAUGUUAAAACCGCUAUGAUUAUUUAUAAUAUAAUACAAAUAAUAAUUAAUUUUAUUUUAACAAUAUGUAGUACCAUUGUUUUAAGUGAAACGGGAUUUGCCUUAUGUUCAGAAGUGGAUUACAAUUUACCAAGAGAUUCUCUAUUAGUACAAGCUGCAAUAGUUUAUAUGUAUUUAAAAAUAUUUGACACAGGAGAUACGUUAUUUUUUCUUCUAAGGAAAAGCUUUCGCCAAAUUAGCUUCUUACAUCUUUAUCAUCACUCAGCAAUGAUGUUAGGAGUUUGGGUCGGAGUGAGAUACAAUUGUGGAGGAACUACAACUUGGAUUGUUCUUCUUAAUACAAUUAUACAUUGCGUUAUGUUUUCCUAUUAUCUUGUAGCGGCCAUAUAUCCCAACUGGAAAUAUAGAUCAACCUUUAAAAAGACUUUAACACAACUGCAACUUGUCCAGUUUCUGAUAUUUAUCAUAAUCUUUGGAAAAAUUUUGUUAUGGCCAACUUGUAAUUAUCCAAGAUAUGUUGGGUUUUUAACGGUAACGCAAAAUAUUUUUCUGUUAUUCUUAUUUUCAGAUUUCUAUUAUAAGGCAUAUGUUAAAAAAUCUAAGACUAAGUAAUUUGUAAUAAUUUAAUAAAAAAAAAAUGUAAUUAUUCAUAGUACUUAUAACAUUUUGAAACAUAUUAAGUGUAUGAAAAAUUGUGUGCCAUUGAAUAAAUUCAC